UUUGUUACUCCAGCGUCUUCUGAAUAAGUCGUUACUUUUUCGGGAUGCUCUGCUAGCAAUCAGAAAAUUGUUGCAACUGUUAUUUGGCGUAAUUAUAUCACGGACCUCGAGAGGAAUAUUAACAUUAAUGUCAACUUGAUCAAUAUAUUGUUACAUUUUACAACAUGGACGUUUUUGGCCAAAAUAAGUCGCAGAUGAACACCACCACUCCGACUGAAAACUGGACAUCUAUAUACUCUAUAGUCCGAUGGAUUCAAAUAACAAUGGCCGUCCUAAGCAUUUUAGGUGCUGGCUCCAUAAUCGUAUGUGCCUGUUUAAAAGGACUAGUAAGAAAAAAGAGCAAACCUCUACUUCAGGUGCAGCCGUUAUUCCUGUUAAGUGUAACAGACCUGCUGUUAGCUCUGAGUUGGAUGUGUGGAGGUCUUCUCUUCACCGAGUCCUGUAAAUCUUACGCCACCUGCUACAAUCUUCACAUAGUGGAACAGACACUUUACAUGGCCUCGUUCUUCUACACGCUGCACUAUGUUUUGGUGCUCUACACCGGACUAAAUGGGAAGUACAAGAGACUCAACGGUUUCCCAGCCGAGAAUCCAGCAAACGCAAGGAGCUGCAGAUGUCUCGCUCCUGUAUUUUCGUGUCUUUUGCCUUUAAUGCUCACAGCGCCCGUGUUUGUCACAGGAAAUGUUUUUCAGUGUUACACAAACUUCACCCUGCCCUACAGAUGUUUGCUGAUGCAUACAGGGGCUGUGUAUCUCACCUCAUCUGUAAAUACAGAAAUGACUGCAUGUAGAGUCAUUCAAGACUACUGCAUGGCCAUUUUCCUCGCUACCUUCUUCGUCACCUUCAUUGGGAUUACGACUCUCAUGUGUAAAGCUCGCUCUCUGUACAAGCGUGUCAUCACGUCUCAAGGUUUCUUUGGGGACAAUCACUGGGAAACUCUGCGUCUCCUGGAACGCCGUAUGCUGCUUUAUCCCUCAGCCUUCUUCUUCUGCUGGGGACCAGCAAUAUUUCUGGCCACUAUGAUGUUGGUGAAACCGGACAUAAUAGAAGGAAAGAUGGGAGUCGUCCUCUACAUCCUGCAGGCCUUCACCUCCGCCUCUCAGGGGCUGUUGAACUGCCUGGUUUACGGCUGGACGCAGCAGCACUUUCGCUCUCUCAGCGGCGGCACCGGCACCGUACGGGACGCCGACACCCAGACCCCCCUGCUGCGCUCCCAGAAACGGAACUACGCUGCUUUGAGAUCUGCUGCGUCGCUCGCCAAUUUUGUCUGACAGGGAGACGCGCCGAGAAGAUGGCGUUCAACCAAAGCGACUGACAGAUCGAACCCACGUCUUGGCUGUUGCGAGCGGCGCGCUCUGCUCAGUCGAGCCACCGGACAGUCGGUACAGCGCGCGCUGCGGUGUCGGGAAAAACUGAUCUGUGAUCGGUCAUGUGCGAAACGCGAAAGAAGCCGUUUGUUUUGCUGCAGCGCCGAAAAGGGGAGCCGGACGUUUGUUUCAUCUGCCUCGGUUUUGUUUCGAGAAUUUAUGCGCCGCACCUGCUGCUAGUUGAGCUGAGCCUCGUGCUUUUUGACACGACGGAGACUUUCAGAUCAAGACGCGCUGCUGAGCUGUCGAAAAGGGAAAGACCGAAGGGAGAUUACGACCAGAGGGAAAUAGCUCUGAAACAGGAUCUGAGAGGACAAUGCUGCAGCUUUCCAUCCGCAAAACACACACACACACACACACACACACACACACACACACACACGCAUACAUACAUAUACAUACAUACACAUAGAGGUAUUAAUUGGCGCGAAGGAGCGUGAAAUAAAUCGUUUCCUCUUAAUAAACAAUACAGCUGCGAGCAGACCUUUCGGCGGGUUUUAUGUUUGAAGAACGCAGCUGAUGAGAAAGAUAAGUUGCAGGAAAAGCACCUUGUCAAGCUAGCAGCAAAAAAAAAAACAAAAAACAUAAAAUAAGCAUUUUUCGUGAAUUGAGGCCUUUACUUUUUAAUAUUUCGAUUUUUUAAUUCUGAACGCUUAAAAGGGAUUAAUUCACACAAAAAUGAAUGUUUAGAAAUGAGUAACUUGUUUCGCGUCAUUUCAAACCCAUGAAACUUUAGUUUAUCUUUGAAGUGAAGAUAUUCUUAAGGAAUCUUGACUGAGUUCUGUCCUGCCACCUUCAGAGUAAUCCGGAAUAAAUCUCAUAUCGUUUACGUGACCUUUCCGCGGAAGGACAGAAAUCUCUUGGGUUUCACUAAAAUCUUUAUCAGCGUUGCAAAGACGAGCAGAAGUCUUGUGUGUUUAGAGUGACGUGAGGGUGGGCAACUGAUGACAGGUUUUUGGGCCAACUAUUUAAAAUACCUGUGGGGAUAUCUGUAGUUGGUCAAAUGUUGUAGUUACGCGAUGUGUCACCAAGCCGGCAGAGGGAGCCCUUACCCCUGGAUGACCUGUGAUCACUGCCUCUGCUGCUACUUCCUGUUUCUGGACUAUAGAUUCUGAAGCAGGCCCCUCACCUGCAGCUUGCAUUGAAUAUUUGUUUGAUUGAUUGUCUGUCUGUUUCUGGUUCUCCUAGCGUUUCCCUUGUCAUAGAUUCUUUGGUUUUGACCCUGCCUGUCUUUUGAUUCUUGGAUUGCUUGCUGCCUGACCCGACCUCUGCCUGUGUUUUUGGUUCUGUUGUUGCCUUGCCUCGCCUCUUAUACUCCCGUUUGCCUUCAGCCAAUAAAAGCCUGCGAAUGGAUCCGCGCGCCUCGGACCCCUCAAUCAUGACACUAUGUAAAAUAUAUAUUUUUAAUACCGGAGCGCAAUCCCUGUUACGUUUUUGAACUCCUCGUUCUGUAAUUACAAACAGCUGGAAAAGUCAUGCUGUAAAUGACAUUCGUACUGUUUUCCUCUUUUACUUUGGUUUACAUUUGUCCCAUGACAGAAUAAGUAUUACUUUAAUUCAAGCGUUUUAUUACAUUUCAUGCGUGUGUGUACAUAGUUUUUAUACAUUAAAAAGUGUAUGAAACAUUUUAUUAAAACGUUGAUAAGUA
This is a messenger RNA of Puntigrus tetrazona (Sumatra barb), 3015 nucleotides long. RefSeq names its product transmembrane protein 116 (gene tmem116). Gene Ontology annotation, biological process: adenylate cyclase-activating G protein-coupled receptor signaling pathway. The coding region runs from base 165 to 1271 and encodes 368 amino acids. Gene Ontology annotation, molecular function: G protein-coupled receptor activity. Gene Ontology annotation, cellular component: plasma membrane. The record is from RefSeq and is a predicted model, not a curated record. Lineage: Eukaryota; Metazoa; Chordata; Actinopteri; Cypriniformes; Cyprinidae. The transcript is spliced from 11 exons.